AUGGCGAAUUCAAAAUUUGAGUAUGUUCGCGAGUUCGAACAGCCCGAUUAUCUGCUACGAAACACAUGGAUCGUGGUUCGUGUGGACGGCAGAGCCUUCACUAAGAUGUGUGCGAGAUAUGGAUUUGAGAAGCCGAAUGACCGCAGAGCUCUUGACGUCAUGAACGCGGCUGCCAAAGCCGUUGUCGCUGACCUUCCAGAGAUUACCAUCGCGUACGGCGUCAGUGAUGAGUAUAGCUUUGUCCUUCACAAAUCUUGCAAUUUAUUUGAGCGAAGAGCAAGUAAACUGGUCAGCACCAUCGCAUCGACGUUCACGGCAAACUAUGUCCACUGCUGGCCAAAUUAUUUCCCGGGUACACCACUUUCAUUCCCCCUGCCCACAUUCGAUGGGCGCGCUGUUUGCUACCCAACCAUUCAGAAUCUGCGAGACUACAUGAGCUGGCGUCAGGCGGACUGUCACAUCAAUAAUCUGUACAAUACCACCUUUUGGUCUCUGGUUCAGCUUGGCGGAUUGGAUAAUAAGGAAGCAGAGAAGACGCUUGCGGGUACAUUGGCUGCCGAUAAGAAUGAAAUUUUAUUCUCUCGUUUCAAAAUCAACUACAAUAACGAGCCGGAGAUUUUCAAAAAAGGAAGCGUCGUGUUCCGAGAUUACGAACUCGUUGACCCAGAAAGCCACAAAACGUCAGAUGCAGUAGAUGCGCUGGCGGAACCUGUUGAGCAGUCCAAGACGCAGAAUGAAAACGACAAGAAGCGCCGGUCCAAGGCGCGAAUCGUGGUCGAGCAUUUGGAUAUCAUUCGCGACGAUUUCUGGGACCAAAGACCAUGGAUAUUGUCAAACAAGCCGGGCAAGGUUCCCAAGGAAACGUAA
This is a messenger RNA of Cordyceps militaris CM01, 867 nucleotides long. Its product is annotated as tRNAHis guanylyltransferase, putative. Gene Ontology annotation, biological process: tRNA modification. Lineage: Eukaryota; Fungi; Ascomycota; Sordariomycetes; Hypocreales; Cordycipitaceae. The transcript has 8 exons. The coding region runs from base 1 to 867 and encodes 288 amino acids. The record is from RefSeq and is a predicted model, not a curated record. Gene Ontology annotation, molecular function: tRNA guanylyltransferase activity; magnesium ion binding.